AGAGGCAAAUUGCCGGUGUAAAUGAUCAUAAUAAUAGCAACACAAGAGGCGGGAGUGUAACGUGAGUCAGUGGCGGCGGCCGGUGCGGGCUGUGACCCCCCACCGUACCGUGCACUGGGCGUCAUGUCAUACAAGUUCUCCCAUAUAAACAAGCUGUAUUAGGUGCCUUGUCACAGCAGAAGCCCCCUGCGGGGUGUGCCCCUCCUGCUGGAAGGCCUCUCAUUGUCACUGCCCCGACAAGCUGGCAGGGAGGAGCAGUGGUCAUUACCUGCAUCCUGCCACCUUAUCAAGCCUAGUGCUGGCGCCAUCUGCAUUGUAUACUGGUGCAGCCUUCGUGAAGAUUGAUGUCUGGCAGAGAUCACUUAUAGGAAUCCAAACUUCCUACACCGGUAUUCAAGCACGUUGCUUCCAGAAGUAGAUGACAAUUGCAUUUUUAAAAACGGACUGCCUUCUAAUGUAAUGUACAUAUCCCGGGACAUAUAGAGCAUGCUAAAACCUGUGCCUUUUCACAUAGUUAGAAGCCCGUGGGUAUCCCUUUACCACUCAUGUAUCUUGUCCUUGCUGCUAAACAUUGUGCCCUGAAGCUGGAUGCCUUAGAACUGACCCCAUCGUUUCACAAGAUCUGUCCUAUUUUUACGUGAUGGUUCCAGAGCGUGAUGUUAGGCCCACUAAUUUGUGAUGUCAUCUCUGACCCCACCCUGCGAGGGUGACAGCUCGACACCCAGAUUUUUUGUCGGUGCCCGAGAUGAUGAGACAGACUUCCUGGAAUCAAACAUGAAUCCAUACGAGGUUGAUUUCUAUGAAGAAGAGGAAGAUGAAGAUGAGGAAGAGACGCCUCCAGAGCGUCAGAUUGUGGUGGGAAUUUGUGCCAUGACCAAGAAGUCCAAGUCAAAGCCCAUGACGCAAAUUUUGGGGCGCCUGUGCAAGUUUGAGUACAUCACUGUGGUUAUCAUGUCUGAAGACAUUAUCCUAAAUGAGCCUGUGGAGAAGUGGCCCAUUUGUGACUGCCUUAUCUCUUUCCACUCCAAAGGAUUUCCACUGGAUAAAGCUUUUGCUUAUUCAAAGCUCCGCAAUCCAUUAUUGAUCAACGACUUGGACAUGCAGUAUUUCAUUCAGGACCGGAGGGAAGUAUAUCGCAUUUUGCAGCAGGAAGGAAUAGAUCUUCCUCGAUAUGCUGUACUUAACAGAGAUCCUGACAAACCAGAUGAAUGUAACCUAGUGGAAGGUGAAGACCAGGUAGAAGUGAAUGGAGAGAUCUUCCCUAAACCCUUUGUAGAGAAGCCAGUUAGUGCUGAAGAUCACAAUGUAUAUAUCUAUUACCCAACAUCGGCAGGAGGUGGCAGCCAGAGACUCUUCAGGAAGAUUGGCAGUCGCAGCAGUGUUUAUUCUCCAGAGAGCAGUGUUAGGAAGACCGGAUCUUAUAUUUAUGAAGAAUUCAUGCCAACUGAUGGGACUGAUGUUAAGGUAUAUACCGUUGGUCCAGAUUACGCCCAUGCGGAGGCCCGCAAGUCUCCAGCUUUGGAUGGAAAAGUGGAGCGUGACAGUGAGGGGAAGGAAAUCCGUUAUCCGGUCAUGUUGACUGCCAUGGAAAAACUGGUUGCUCGUAAAGUAUGUUUGGCUUUUAAGCAAACCGUCUGCGGCUUUGACUUACUAAGAGCCAACGGGCACUCUUUUGUUUGUGAUGUCAACGGUUUCAGUUUUGUGAAGAACUCCAUGAAAUACUAUGACGACUGUGCCAAAAUACUCGGGAAUAUAAUAAUGAGGGAACUUGCUCCACAGUUUCACAUUCCCUGGUCAAUCCCAACAGAGGCAGAGGAUAUACCCAUUGUACCAACUACAUCUGGCACAAUGAUGGAGUUGCGAUGUGUAAUUGCAAUAAUUCGUCAUGGGGAUCGGACGCCAAAGCAAAAGAUGAAGAUGGAGGUUCGGCACUCUAGGUUCUUUGAGUUAUUUGAACAUCAUGAUGGGUACAAAACAGGAAAGCUCAAACUUAAGAAACCAGAGCAACUACAGGAAGUGCUCGAUAUAGCAAGACUCCUGCUAGCAGAACUUGGAGCCCAUAAUGAUAGUGAGAUCGAGGAGAGGAAAUCUAAACUGGAACAGUUGAAAACUGUGCUGGAAAUGUAUGGACAUUUCUCUGGCAUUAAUAGGAAGGUUCAGCUGACAUACUUGCCACAUGGUCAUCCAAAGACCUCCAGUGAGGAUGAAGAUGCCCGCAAGGAUUCCCCUUCUCUGUUGCUGGUUUUGAAAUGGGGUGGUGAACUUACUCCAGCUGGGCGAGUGCAAGCAGAAGAGCUUGGGCGCGCCUUUCGGUGUAUGUACCCCGGGGGGCAAGGAGAUUAUGCAGGGUUUCCAGGCUGUGGACUACUUCGACUGCACAGUACCUUCCGCCAUGACCUCAAGAUUUAUGCAUCUGAUGAAGGACGGGUACAGAUGACUGCUGCUGCUUUUGCCAAGGGUCUUCUGGCUUUAGAAGGCGAGCUUACUCCCAUUUUGGUUCAAAUGGUGAAAAGCGCAAACAUGAACGGUCUCCUGGAUAGUGACAGUGAUUCCUUAAGCAGCUGCCAACAAAGGGUGAAGGCUCGUCUCCAUGAGAUCAUGCAGAAGGAUGCAGAGUUCAUAAAGGAGGACCAGGAAAAGCUGGCCCCUACAAGCAGCAGUUCUGUCCUUAAUUCUAUGGAGUCAAUAAAGAACCCUGUGAAGACAUGCGACAAGGUGUUUGCACUCAUUGAGAGUCUCACAUGUCAGCUCCAUCAACGCUUAGAAGAUCCUAAAUUUGCAGAUCUUCAGUUAUAUCAUAGUGAGACUUUGGAGCUGAUGUUACAACGAUGGAGCAAGCUGGAGAGAGAUUUUCGCAUGAAGAGUGGACGAUAUGACAUCAGCAAGAUUCCUGAUAUUUAUGAUUGUGUCAAGUAUGAUGUUCAGCACAACAGCUCCCUUAACCUGGAAGGGACUGAUGAACUCUUCAAGCUUUCCAAAUCAUUAGCAGAUGUCAUCAUUCCUCAGGAAUAUGGCAUUAAUAAAGAGGAAAAACUGGAGAUCGCCAUGGGAUUUUGUCUUCCAUUAAUUAAUAAGAUCUUGCUGGACUUGCAGAGAACGCACGAGGAUGAGUCUGUAAAUAAACUGCACCCACUCUAUUCAAGAGGAGUCCUUUCUCCGGGGCGUCAUGUGAGAACACGUCUUUACUUCACCAGUGAAAGCCAUGUGCACUCUUUGUUGAGCCUUUUUCGUUAUGGGGGACUCUUGGAUGAGUCUAAAGAUCAACAGUGGAAAAGGGCAAUGGAUUAUUUAAGUGCCGUCUCAGAGCUAAACUACAUGACACAGAUUGUGAUUAUGCUGUAUGAAGACAACAACAAGGAUCCUUCUUCAGAAAACCGAUUUCAUGUUGAGCUUCAUUUCAGUCCAGGCGUCAAGGGCUGUGAGGAGGAUGAAAAGGCCCCUCUGGGUUUUGGCUUUCGGCCAGCAUCAGCAGAAAAUGAAGACAAAAAGACAGAUCAAGGCAGUAUGGAAGACUUAUCCAAGGUUAAAGGUAAAGAUGAGGUGGACAGAUCCAUAUUGAUGUCACCACUGCCCUCAGAGACAAUCAGCAUUCACAGGAAGUCGCCCCUUACAAGAGCUCGGAAAACGGGCUCAAUGGAGGUGCUUUCAGAGACCUCUUCGAAAUCUGGUGGUUACCGUCUCUUCACUUCAUAUGCCAGACAGCCGUCAGACAUGAAGCAGAGUGGUUUAGGAUCACAGUGCACUGGUCUGUUCAGCACCACAGUGCUGGGAGGCUCCUCCAGCGCCCCAAAUCUACAGGACUACGCACGCAGCUACCGCAAAAAAAUCAGUGCCGCUGCCAGCCUGACUUACAAAGACGAACUGUUGUCUAUGCCAGCUGUAAAAAGAUUUUCUGUGUCGUUUGCAAAGCAUCCGACUAAUGAAUGCCUGGAAGACCACGAGGUCGCCCAGCUGCUGCGUAGCUUUUCCUCUGACUACCCUCAGUCUCGGAACAUCUUUCUGGAUGGGGCCAUGGCCCACCACCUGCACCAAUGCAACUACCAUCUCCGCCUCUUCAAGAACUGGCUGAUAUCGGGCCAGGACGAUUUGGAGUGCCUCUACGGAUUUGAGGGAUGCUCAAUGGUUCCUACCAUCUACCCACUGGAGACACUUCACAACGCAUUAUCUCUCAAACAAGUCAGCGAGUUCCUAACAGACAUAUGUAAAAAGUUUGCCGAGACUCAUUCAAGAGGAUCAGCAGCAGGAUGUGACUCCAUGCUGAAUCAGUCUGCUGCAGGAGAUGUCUAUCUGCCACACAGGAUUCUCUCGUCAUCAUCACUUCCUUUACGACACCGCUCAGAGCGUCCUCCUUGGUAUAGCAGUGGUCCAUCCAGCACUGUGUCAAGUGCAGGACCUUCAUCUCCCACCAAUAUAGACCUUUCAGCACGUUUUAACUUUAAUGAAAAGACACUUAACGAAGAGCAAGGAAGAAAGGUGAAUAUUGACAAUGAAGAUACAGUCAGCAAUCAUAACACACCUCCAGCCGAAGAACCUCUGAAGAAUGACCCCUUGUGUCUGUCACUACUGCCUCUUUGUGACAUGCCAACAGCAUCACAGCCUUGUGUGGAAGAUGAGGCUCCUUCUGAAACAGAACCAGCAGGUGAAGACUCACUUCCAAAUGAAGAUCCUAUAGCUGCUACGACUUCUACAAUAUGGAACAGGGACUCUGAUGAUCAAGUACUUCAGCAGACGGCGCUAAAUGAGCGACUGUUAACAGAGCUAUCCAUACACGCAAAGGAAACCUCACUUUAAAUCAUAGAUUAAUGGUAUCAGUCCCAAUGUGGUUCAAACAGUAGAGACAAUUUCCCGUCAG
Bufo bufo (common toad) is the source of this 4852-nucleotide messenger RNA. RefSeq names its product diphosphoinositol pentakisphosphate kinase 1 (gene PPIP5K1). The record is from RefSeq and is a predicted model, not a curated record. The transcript has 31 exons. Lineage: Eukaryota; Metazoa; Chordata; Amphibia; Anura; Bufonidae. Gene Ontology annotation, cellular component: cytosol. Gene Ontology annotation, molecular function: inositol hexakisphosphate kinase activity; diphosphoinositol pentakisphosphate kinase activity; 5-diphosphoinositol pentakisphosphate 1-kinase activity. Gene Ontology annotation, biological process: inositol metabolic process; inositol phosphate biosynthetic process. The coding region runs from base 679 to 4791 and encodes 1370 amino acids.